GGAGGCGGAUGAAGGUAUCAGUUGCAUUCUCCACAGUGCAAAUAGCAAGUUCCCAGUCUGUAAUACUAAUCCAUAAUGAAGGUGAUCAUUCUCAUCGCCCUGUUGGGCUUUGCUGCCGCGGCUGUGAACCGCCACAUCAACGAAGAGCUCAACGAAGACUGGGAAGCUUACAAGACCAAGCACAACAAGAACUACGAAAAUGAUGCCGAAGAGCUUCUCCGUCGUUCGAUUUGGGAAAAGAAUCUGAAGAAGAUCGAGCAUCAUAACAUCCGCUUCAGCCUCGGAGAGGUCACUUACACUUUGGGCAUGAACAAAUACGGUGACCUGACUUCCAGCGAAUUCGUUCAGAUGAUGAACGGUCUCAAAAUGAGCGAGAAGAAGGGCAACCGUGUCACCUUCCUGCCUCCCCUGAACGCCCAGGUCCCCGCUGCCGUCGACUGGCGCACCAAGGGCUAUGUCACCGGUGUGAAGGAUCAGGGUCAGUGCGGUUCCUGCUGGGCUUUCUCUGCCACCGGUUCCUUGGAAGGACAAUGGUUCCACAAGACCGGCAAACUGAUUUCCCUCAGUGAACAGAACCUCGUUGACUGCUCUGGAGAUGAAGGUAAUGAAGGUUGCGAUGGUGGUCUGAUGGAUCAGGCUUUCACCUACAUCCAGAAGAAGGGUAUUGAAUCCGAGAAGGACUACCCCUACACCGCUGAAGAUGGUGACUGCAAGUACAAGCCAUCCAAGAAGGUCGCCUCAGACACCGGCUUUGUUGACAUUGACAGUGGCAAUGAAACCGCCUUGACCGCCGCCAUCGCCACCGUUGGACCCAUCUCCGUGGCCAUUGAUGCCUCGGCUGACUCCUUCCAGCUCUACCAGAGCGGAGUGUACAACGAGCCUGACUGCUCCAGCACUGAACUGGAUCACGGUGUCUUGGCUGUCGGUUACGACACUGAUGCCACUGGCGGAGACUACUACAUUGUCAAGAACUCUUGGGGCACUGACUGGGGCAUGAAGGGAUACAUCUGGAUGUCCCGCAACAAGAACAACCAGUGCGGUAUUGCCACCGCUUCCAGCUACCCCACCGUGGUAGAACUGCUUAAUUCGGAAACAUCACAUUUCUCUAAUCGCAGUGUUCUUGUUUGCUUCUUUGGUAGGGUAUAUAAGCUAGCCAAUUCUAUAGUUACAGCCUCCCAUAAAUCAUUUUUCUUUUCCAAACUUCAAUCGAGGCUCAAUCGGAUCACAAUGAAAUCUCUGCUCUUGGUUUUGUUGGGCGUAGCGAUCGCUGCUGCCGCAGUUGCUGAUGUCGAUGAUUUCGACUCACUCAACGAGGAUCUCGAUGCCGACUGGUCCGAUUGGAAGACUCAACAUGGCAAAGAGUACAAGAACACCCGGGAAGAGGUGAAACGCCGAGCCAUCUGGGAAUCAAAUCUGCGGACCAUUCAACACCACAAUCUGCAAGCCAGUCUUGGUAAACACACCUUCACGCUGGGCAUGAACAAGUUCGGCGACAUGCUGAACAGCGAAUUCGUCGAGAUGGUGAACGGAUACACCGCGGAAAAUAAGCAGAAAGGCCGUUUCACCUUUUUGGAGCCCAUGAACGCCGCCAUCCCUGAUUCCGUCGAUUGGCGCACUCAGGGCUAUGUCACCGAAGUCAAAGACCAGGGACAAUGCGGUUCCUGCUGGGCGUUCUCUUCCACCGGUUCCCUGGAAGGUCAGACAUUCCGCAAGACCGGCAAACUGCCGUCGCUGAGCGAACAGAAUCUGGUGGACUGCUCGCAAAAGCAAGGCAACGAAGGAUGCAACGGUGGUCUUAUGGAUCAAGCCUUCCAGUACAUUAAGGACAACGACGGCAUUGACUCGGAGGCAUCUUACCCAUAUGUCGCCAAAGAUCAGACGUGCAUGUACGACCCCAAGAACAAAGCCGCGGUUGACAGCGGCUUCGUUGACAUUCAAUCUGGAAACGAGACGGCUCUGCAAGUUGCGGUGGCCACCGUCGGCCCGGUCAGCAUUGCCAUUGAUGCAUCCAGCAUCCUCUUCCAGCUGUACAGCGGAGGCGUCUACGUGGAUCCAUUCUGCAAGAAUGGUUUGAGUGAUCUGGACCACGGAGUGUUGGCUGUGGGUUAUGGCACUGAUUCUGGAAAAGCCUUCUGGAUCGUCAAGAACAGCUGGGGAGCGACAUGGGGAGAAAAGGGAUAUAUCAGAAUGGCACGAAACAGGAAUAACCAAUGUGGUGUCGCCACGGCUGCCAGUUAUCCAGUUGUUUAAGCAAAUUCUGUGAAUUUGAAUCGCUCUGUUUAUUGCUUUAUUUUAAAGCUGUAUUAAAAACUAUGUCCCGGUUUUUGACUUCUUGUUCUUGAUAGUUCAGUAAGAAGUGUUAUCUGUUUUGCAAUCCAUCCACCUGUUGAUCGUACACUUGUUCACGAUUAACACGAAGGGGUAUUGUACCGUACUCAAUAAAAUAAAAGCAGGAAUCAACCG
Molecule: messenger RNA, 2463 nt
Organism: Paramacrobiotus metropolitanus
Lineage: Eukaryota; Metazoa; Tardigrada; Eutardigrada; Parachela; Macrobiotidae
Exons: 13
Coding region: 76-2250 (724 amino acids)
Cellular component (GO): lysosome
Molecular function (GO): cysteine-type endopeptidase activity
Source: RefSeq, a predicted model, not a curated record